Molecule: messenger RNA, 210 nt
Organism: Penicillium subrubescens
Lineage: Eukaryota; Fungi; Ascomycota; Eurotiomycetes; Eurotiales; Aspergillaceae
Exons: 1
Coding region: 1-210 (69 amino acids)
Source: RefSeq, a predicted model, not a curated record
AUGUGUUUCGGUUCAUCCAGUUCAAAAGAGAAAUAUCCACCCCCUCGCCGCGUCGAAUACGGCAAAGACUACAAUCGAUACGUUCGAGAUUAUGACAAAUAUCAAGCCAAGAACCUCGAACACGAUAGGAAACAAGCGAAGCGAAGAUCCCGCAAUACGGCCGCAGUUGUUGCCGCAGUUGGGGCCAGCGGAGGUGGAGGUGGAUGCUAG